Molecule: messenger RNA, 1803 nt
Organism: Nothobranchius furzeri (turquoise killifish)
Lineage: Eukaryota; Metazoa; Chordata; Actinopteri; Cyprinodontiformes; Nothobranchiidae
Product: gastrula zinc finger protein XlCGF57.1
Biological process (GO): regulation of transcription by RNA polymerase II
Molecular function (GO): RNA polymerase II cis-regulatory region sequence-specific DNA binding; DNA-binding transcription factor activity
Source: RefSeq, a predicted model, not a curated record
UCUGAGCAGAUGCCUGAUCAAAAUGUAACAGAGCCACGUACACACGGUCUAGUUGUUAAAAUGAAUUUUAAAAAAGGACAAGCAGUUGCACUUUUUCCAGUUUUCAAAACAAACAACCUGCUAUAAAUAUUCACGGUGUGGGGCGAUCGGCAGUGAUGGAUUUAGGCACAGAUCGUAUUUAACGACGCAGAUUGUUUUAGUGUCCAACAUCAUGAAAGAAGUAGAUCUUCAACGCAACACCUCUGAAAGUCAACUUCUAGAGAAGAAACAAGACAUUAAUUCUGUCGUUGCUCCUCAGCAGAAGGAUGUUCUUAUAAAGCAAACAUCUGAUAAUCAGCAGCUGGUGGAGGUUAAAGAAGAAGAGGUUCUUGAUCUACAGAGCUCCAGUGUGAACCAUCAUAAACCGGAGCUCAUCAACAUAAAGAAGGAGGAGGAGGAGGAGGUCUGGACCAGUCAGGAUGAAGGGCAUCAUACUGUGAAGAGUGAAGAUGAAGAGAAACCUCAGCUUUUACAUCUUCAUCAAAUCAAAAGUGAAGACAACAGAGAGACAAGACCUCCAACCAGCAGCCCAGCUGAGCAGAUAACAACAGAAAAUGAUAGAGAGGACUGUGGAGGACCAGAACCAGACAGGAACCCAGACCCAAAAACUCAUGUACAACCAAACACCGAUGAAAAGGCUUCUAACUCUUCUGAGACUGAAGAUAGUGAGGAUGACGGUGAAGAUCACAGUAAAGAUGAUUGUGAUGAAACAGAGUCAAGUAAUGGAUGUGAAAGUGAAGACCGUGAUGAGGACUGGAGGGAAACCGCAACAUGUCCUUCAGGUGAAAAAAACAACGUGGGAUGUAAAACUAGCAAGAAAGCCUUCAAGUGUCCUGAGUGUUUUAAACGGUUUGUCAACAAGUUGUCCUUUCAGAAACAUGCGACUUCUCACUCAGGUAAAAGCUCGUCUAGUGUGGCUGAUGAGAAACGUUCUAGAAGGAAGCGGAAUGCAGAUUCAAAAACGGGAAACAAUAUUGAGACAAGAACAUUUGCUUGUGAAGAUUGUGCUAAAGUAUUCAAAUUCCCACACACUCUCAAACGCCACAUGAAACAUCACAUUGGACAUAAACCCUUUGCUUGUAAGGAUUGUGGUAAAACGUUUUGUAACCGAUCUAAAGUUAAACGUCACAUGAGAAUUCACAAUGGGGAAAAACCCUUUGCUUGUAAGGAUUGUGGUAAAAAGUUUUCCUAUCAGAAUGUUCUUGCAUAUCACAUGGCAGUCCACAAAGGAGAGAAACCGUUUCAGUGUGAGGUGUGUAAUCGAAGCUUUUUAAUGAGAGGAGCACUGAAUGUACAUAAGAAGAUUCACGAAGGAGAAAAAUCUUUUGUUUGCAGUGUUUGUAACACACGUUUUAGGCUAAAAGGAGACCUCAAAAGACAUGAGGAAAUUCACUUAAACGUGAAACAAUUUGCUUGUGUCCAGUGCGGCAAGAGCUUUUCCCGAAAACACACCCUGGUCAAUCAUUUGAAACUCCACACAGGAGAGAGACCAUUUGCCUGUAAUAAGUGUGAACAGAAAUUUACUCGGAAGAUGUAUCUUAUGCGACACAUAAAAAAACACGUAAAACGCCACUUAAAAGAGCAGAAUGCACUGUUUGUUUGCGCGACAUGUGGAAAAGGGUUCAACAAGAAGUUAAGCCUUGAAACACACAUGCAUUUGCACACAGGACAAAAUCUAUUUAGCUGUGAUGUUUGUAGCAAAACAUUUGUACGAAGAGAUAGUCUGAAGACACAUUGCAAAAAAUUCCACAAAAAUGGCUAAUU